This is a messenger RNA of Talaromyces marneffei, 1722 nucleotides long. RefSeq lists its product as uncharacterized. The record is from RefSeq and is a predicted model, not a curated record. Gene Ontology annotation, molecular function: metal ion binding; ATP binding; phosphoribosylaminoimidazole carboxylase activity. The coding region runs from base 1 to 1722 and encodes 573 amino acids. The transcript has 4 exons. Gene Ontology annotation, biological process: 'de novo' IMP biosynthetic process. NCBI's taxonomy places the organism in Eukaryota, Fungi, Ascomycota, Eurotiomycetes, Eurotiales, Trichocomaceae.
AUGGCGUGGAACUCACCCAAAGUCGGCAUCCUCGGUGGUGGACAAUUAGGACGCAUGCUCACAGAGUCAGCCAACAGACUCAAUAUCGAAGUGCAUGUAUUAGACGCUGCCAGUGCCCCAGCAAAACAGAUUAGCGCUCAUGACAACCACACAAUCGGCCAUUUCAACGAUCAGGAAUCAGUGCAAGAACUGGCCAAAACUUGUGAUGUUGUAACGGCUGAGAUUGAACAUGUCAACACUUAUGCGCUUGAGGCGGUCGCCUCGCAAGUCAAGGUCGAGCCGUCAUGGCAGUCGAUUCGCAUCAUUCAGAAUAAAUAUGAUCAGAAAAAGCACUUGUCGAAAUAUGAUAUCCCAAUGGCAGAUUACCGAGAGCUUGUUGAGAAUACGCCAGAGGAACUCGCCAAGAUUGGUGAAUAUUUGGGUUAUCCAAUGAUGCUUAAAUCAAAGACACUUGCAUAUGAUGGCCGGGGCAAUUACCCUGUCAAGUCAAAGGAGGAUAUUCCAGAGGCCCUCGAGGCACUCAAGGAUCGGCCGUUGUACGCGGAGAAAUGGGCUCAUUUUAAAAUGGAACUGGCUGUGAUUGUCGUCAAAACCAAGGACAGUGUACUAUCCUACCCCACAGUCGAGACUGUUCAAGAAGACUCCAUCUGUAAACUUGUCUACGCCCCGGCUCGCAAUGUGUCUGAUGCCAUCAACAAAAAGGCUCAAGAACUUGCUCGCAACGCCGUGGCCGCUUUCGAGGGUAAGGGUAUUUUCGGCGUCGAAAUGUUCUUGUUAGAAGAUGAUUCCAUCUUGCUAUGUGAAAUCGCCAGCCGAGUGCACAAUUCCGGCCACUACACGAUCGAAGGCUGCGGUCUUUCACAGUUCGACGCCCACUUGCGCGCUAUUCUAGAUCUGCCCAUACCACCCAAGAGCUUGGAGCUUCGACAACCAUCUAUCAUGCUUAACAUUAUCGGUGGCGCUACUAGUGAUUCUCAUUUGCGUGUUGCAGAGCACGCUCUCUCGAUACCGAAUGCCAGCAUUCACCUAUACAGCAAAGGCGCAGCACGACCGGGUCGCAAAAUGGGACACGUCACCGUCACCGGUGCGACCAUGUACGAGGCGGAGACGGAUAUUCAGCCAUUGAUCGAUAUUGUCGACAAAAUCCGUGCUGAGCGCAGCGACAUCAAGACCUCCGCUGUCAAACCAAGUGUCGCCAAACCCACGCCUACUAUUGGCGUUAUCAUGGGUUCCGACAGUGAUCUGAAGACUCUGGUUCCCGGUUUGAAGCUUUUGAGAGAUUACUUUGGUAUCGAUCCUGAAGUGGAUAUUACCUCCGCUCACCGAACGCCAGAGUACAUGGCCGAAUAUGCCUCCAAGGCUGCAUCGCGGGGCAUCAAGGUGAUCAUUGCGGCUGCUGGUGGAGCUGCUCAUUUGCCUGGUAUGGCGGCUGCGCACACUGCUCUUCCAGUUAUCGGUGUUCCAGUGAAGGGCAGUGCGUUGGAUGGUGUUGACAGUUUGUACAGCAUCGUGCAAAUGCCACGAGGUGUCCCUGUCGCCACAGUCGGUAUCAACAAUAGCAUCAACGCCGCAUUAUUAGCAGUGCGUAUUCUGGGCUCAUAUGAACCCGCCCUCCAGCGCAAAGUCGAAGAGUAUGCGACCAAUGCCAAGCUCGAGAAUCUGGAUAUCAAGGGUACCAAGAUGAAGGAGAUUGGAUGGGAAAAGUACUUUGAGCAGAUGUAA